AUGACUAAGUGGAAUUAUAUAGGUCAGAACAUUGGUAUUCAAUUGGUGUCUGCAGUGAGCGCUUCUAUUGACCAUUGGUUCUCUUGGAGAGAGAGAAAACACACUAAGAACCAACUUACAUGUGUAACAUAUGAGCUCUCCCGUGUGAGCUCCCUAGGACUCUCCCGUGAAGAAGAAGCAGAACUAAGACGCAGCACUAAGAAAGCCAAGGAAUCCCACACAUCUGAGCCUCCCACUGAUGUCAGGCAGCAAGGGAAUAGCUUUUCCGCUCCUUUUGGAGCACAAGGACCAAGCUUAUCCUUUAAGGAUAAGCUGAUAGGUGAAAUACCAGGUGCCUAUACACAGGCAUUUGACUUCACUAGAUACAUUGAGAACGAGAUGGAAGCGGAAGCAACAGUAAAGGUCAUUAGGGAAGGGUUCGCUGCUGUCAACCUUUCUAAGGAAACCAAGCAACGAAUUAGAGCCAACUGGACCAAUGCACUCAUCAUUAAGGUGUAUGGGAGACCGGUUGGUUUUAACUACCUUCACUCAAGGAUUCAUUCUCUCCGGAAGCCCACAGGGAGACUUGACUGCGUCGACCUGGGUUGUGAGUUUUUCCUUAUCCGUUUUUCCUGUAGAGAAGAUCAUGACAUGGUGUUGAAGAAAGGCCCCUGGUUUAUAGAGGAUCACUUUCUAGCUAUAAGGCCAUGGGAGCCAAAUUUCGAUCCCGAUGAGGCGAACAUUGCAUCGAUUGCUGUCUGGGUAAGGCUUCCAAAGCUCCCCAUUGAAUAUUAUGAUGCAGAGGCGCUCAAGGAAAUUGGUCAAGCUAUUGGUACAGUUCUAUGUAUCGACACUCAUACAGCAACGGAGUCAAGGGGACGAUACGCAAGACUUUGUGUGCAAGUCGACAUCAACAAACCAUUGAUAUAUACUUUAUUGAUCGGCGGCUUCCACCAAGCAGUGAUAUACGAGGGAAUUAGCAAGCUUUGCUUCUCUUGUGGCAGAGUUGGUCACCGCUGA
This is a messenger RNA of Quercus lobata, 999 nucleotides long. RefSeq lists its product as uncharacterized. Bases 1 to 999 code for a protein of 332 amino acids. The record is from RefSeq and is a predicted model, not a curated record. The transcript has a single exon. Lineage: Eukaryota; Viridiplantae; Streptophyta; Magnoliopsida; Fagales; Fagaceae.